Habropoda laboriosa is the source of this 1452-nucleotide messenger RNA. RefSeq names its product small conductance calcium-activated potassium channel protein (gene SK). The record is from RefSeq and is a predicted model, not a curated record. The coding region runs from base 7 to 1452 and encodes 481 amino acids. Gene Ontology annotation, cellular component: neuronal cell body; plasma membrane; neuron projection. NCBI's taxonomy places the organism in Eukaryota, Metazoa, Arthropoda, Insecta, Hymenoptera, Apidae. Gene Ontology annotation, molecular function: small conductance calcium-activated potassium channel activity; calmodulin binding. The transcript is spliced from 6 exons. Gene Ontology annotation, biological process: potassium ion transmembrane transport.
UUGUUCAUGAUCGAUAACUGCGCGGACGAUUGGCGGAUCGCGAUGACCUGGCAGAGGAUCGCGCAGAUUUCGAUCGAGUUGUUAAUCUGUGCGAUCCACCCGAUCCCAGGGGAGUACUACUUCCUGUGGACGACCAAGCUGGCGAACAAGGGCGGUGACUUCGGCUCGAAAUGGGUGCCGUACGACGUCACCCUGUCGUUGCCGAUGUUCUUCAGACUCUACCUCAUCUGUCGCGUUAUGCUGCUGCACUCGAAGCUGUUCACCGACGCGUCGUCCCGCAGCAUAGGGGCCUUGAAUCGUAUUAACUUCAACACCAGAUUCGUCCUGAAGACCCUGAUGACCAUCUGCCCGGGCACCGUGUUGCUAGUCUUCAUGGUCUCGUUAUGGAUCAUCGCCUCGUGGACGUUACGCCAGUGCGAAAGGUUUCACGACGAGGAGCACGCGAAUCUCCUUAAUGCUAUGUGGCUCAUUGCUAUCACGUUUCUGAGCGUCGGUUUCGGUGACAUCGUGCCCAACACGUACUGCGGUCGAGGUAUAGCCGUUUCCACUGGAAUAAUGGGCGCCGGAUGCACGGCUUUGCUGGUGGCGGUUGUUUCCAGGAAGCUCGAGCUCACCAGGGCGGAGAAGCAUGUUCAUAACUUUAUGAUGGAUACGCAAUUAACGAAAAGGUUGAAAAACGCCGCGGCGAACGUGUUACGCGAGACGUGGCUAAUUUACAAGCACACCAGGCUGGUGAAACGUGUCAAUCCAGGACGUGUUCGAACGCAUCAGCGGAAAUUUCUGUUGGCUAUAUACGCACUCAGGAAAGUCAAAAUGGAUCAGCGAAAAUUAAUGGACAAUGCCAAUACCAUCACGGAUAUGGCCAAGACGCAGAACACAGUGUACGAGAUCGUGUCAGACAUGAGCACGCGUCAGGAUGCGCUCGAGGAGCGUCUGGUGGGCCUGGAUGACCGGCUGAUCGGCCUAGAAGAGAAACUGACCGGCCUGCAGGCUCAACUAGAGCUUUUACCAGAGGAGCUGACCAGGUGUAUAGCUCAGCACGGUGAGCGUACAGAGCAGAGGAGGCACUUCCUUCAUCCGGACACCGCUGUAGCAAUGGCGCCUUCCGGUGGUGGUGGCGGCGGUGUACCAACUGGGAACAGCCCAACAAUGGGUAUCUCCGUGUCUGCUCAUCAUCCUCUGGCGAACCUGUCGAACUCGCUGCCACACUCAAGGAGCGUGCCUAGCGCGCCCAGCACCGCGUCCCUUCAUCCCUGGCCGGCUAGCACAAUCCUGCCGCCGGUCUCGAGCCGUACGCCUCACCUGGUGCCAGAAACCGGAAGGCACCAUAACCUGGCACAUUCCACGGUGGCCACGACCACCACGUCACAGUCAGCCACCAGGCUCACCUCGCAGUCCGGAAUGGGAGGACUGGGCAAUAGUCAGGGGUCCGACACGUCUCCACACAGCUGA